UUCUGAAUUAAUUCUAAAUUGCUCUGAAUCAUUUCAAAUUGUUCUAAAUUAUUUCAAAAGUGUUGUAAAAUUCUAAAUUUAAAAAUUGUGUUCGAUUCGAUAAUUUGUCUUUUGUUCUAUUCGAUAUUUUUUGUUAUUUGAAAAAAAGAGUGAUGUAUCAAUUUUUUAUAAGUGUAAUAUUAACUUAUGCAUUUCUGUAUAAAAUUGUCAGUAUAAAAUUGGAAUGUACGGCUGAAAUGAAAACAGAUGACAUUAAAUCUUCUAUUCGCUACAAUUAUUUGAAUGCCCAUGAAUGGGGUAAUAAUUAUUCUCAAUGCUCUGGAAAUAGACAAUCGCCAAUAAAUAUUGAUUUAUCGAAUAUUUCUUCAAACGAUCAAGAUUUUAAUUUGAUAUUUCAUGGAUAUGAUGUGAUACCAAAAGAAAUGAAAUUUUCAAAUACUGGACAAAAAGCCGAAUUAAUUGCUAAAUGGACAAAUGAGACUCCUUUCAUACAAAUUGCAAAUCGUAAAUACAUUUUUGACAGUUUACACUUUCAUUGGGGUAUUAAUGACUCCUGUGGGAGUGAACAUACUUAUAAUUAUACAUGCUUCCCUUUGGAGAUGCAUUUAGUGCACUAUCGUGACAAAUACGAAAGCUUCAAAAAAGCUCUAAACCAAAGUGAUGGAUUAUUAGUUUAUGGAACAGUAUUUCAGAUUAAUGAUGGAAAAAAUUCAAGUAUUUCUCCUUUAGCAAAGAGUUUGUUGUUAAUUAAAAAGGAAAAUAGUUCAACAACAGUUGAACCAUUUCCAUUGUCAAUUUUUACAACGGAACGUGGUUAUUAUAUGUAUAAUGGUUCAGUGACAAGGCCACUUUGUUGGGAAAAUGUUUUGUGGAUUUUGAGUGCUCAAAUUUUGACAAUAACAAAAAAAGAGAUGCAAUUAUUUAGAUUAGUUGAAUUUUCAAACGGUGAAAAAUUAAAUCAUCGUCCAAUCCAACCAUUAAAUAAACGUAAAAUUAUCUAUAUUCCAUAAUUUGAUGUUUAGUGAAUUUAACAUUAAUUAAAAUUCCAACAAUGAUUCUCUGUACUAAAUUAUAAU
This is a messenger RNA of Leptopilina heterotoma, 1076 nucleotides long. Its product is annotated as carbonic anhydrase 2-like. The record is from RefSeq and is a predicted model, not a curated record. NCBI's taxonomy places the organism in Eukaryota, Metazoa, Arthropoda, Insecta, Hymenoptera, Figitidae. Gene Ontology annotation, cellular component: cytoplasm. The transcript has 6 exons. The coding region runs from base 153 to 1010 and encodes 285 amino acids. Gene Ontology annotation, molecular function: carbonate dehydratase activity; zinc ion binding.